AAAGGGGGCAGGCGGGGCCAGAGGAGGCGAGGCGAGGCGAGGCGAGGCCGCUCCGGCGGCAGGCACACUCGAGGUGGUUGCCAGUCAUGACUGCGGCGGGCGAGUCCAAGAGGGGCAAGAUGGGCGCCGGGACCAAGGCGGCGCUGGUUCUGCUGGCCCUGUGGGCCGUCAUCUCUCUGGUGGUCAUCGUGGUCUGGUCCACGUCUCCCGACCUGAAGAGUUCGGCCCGGUGCCGCCAGGACCUGCGGGAGACCCGCGAGAAGAACUUGGGCGCCGAGGCGUUGUGGGCCCAAGACAGGGACGAGCUGGAGGAGCGGCUCAGGGUGGCCCGCGAACGCCACGAGCGCCAGGAGGCGGCGCUGGCCGCGCUGGCGCAGCGACUGCACGCCGCCAACCGGACCCUGGAGGAGUGCCGCGCGCACCAGGCGGUCCUUAUGGCCAACAUCAGCGUGCUGCAGGAGGAGGCGGAGCUUAUGCAGCAGACUCAGCUCAACCUGACCAAUCGGCUGAAGCUUCAAGAAGACCACGUGGAGGUGCUGGAGCACAACUUGACUCAGAGCGGCCACCGGGCGGCGGCCUGCUCCAGCCUGAAGGCGGCCGCCGACAACCGCGCAGACGCCGCGCAGACUCAGACCCGCGCCUGCGAGGCCGACCGCGACUUCCUGCGCAAACAGCUCGUGAAGUGUCAAGAAGCCCAGCCAGAAAGUGCGAAGCCUCCACACAGCCACCGGGACCCGGCGCCUCCCGGGUCGAGGUCCGGCGGGCUCUCGGCUGCGCCCGGCGUGGUUGCGCUGGCGUUCUGGGCCCGCCUCGUCGUCUCCUGAGGGGAACCUGACGAGGGGCAACGGCCGCACAACCGCAAGCAAGCACUGAAGUCCGGGGGGGCCGUAGGGACUACGACUGCUGUACAAACACACACACACACACACACACUGCUGUUUCGCUCAGCUGCAGACAACUUUGCUGUCACCAGACGUCGCUAUUUAUCGGACAAAUGCAAUACAUGCUAGUUAGCAUACUAAAGACUGUAUACGGGAACUGGACUAGCUGCGACCUGGACUGGACUCGUCUCAAGUUUCUGAAUGUCACCGUUCGGAACUCCUCUUCGAAACAUUGAAAUCGACUCGGAAUCCGAUGUACGAACACGUCAUGCGCCGCAUCAGGCCAGCUCACCGAUGUGGCGACAUGGCGGCCAUGUUGGUGGGGGCAAGCUUCCCACCUUAGGCAACGCGUGGACUUAAGAACGAAGUCAUGACUUGCUCAAUUCCUCAACCAUUUUAAUGUGGGUUUUCGUUUUGUUUUUGUUUUUUUUUUUUGUUUGUUUUGGCAUCGCCAUAGUGUGUGCCACCCAAAUUAUUUUCUCCGCGGGAAAUGUUAGUUGCAGUUCCCCUGUCGUAAUUUUACGGCGUUGUACACAAUGCGGCAUCGUGAUUUUCCUCUUUCCCUUUUCUUGCCAUCCGCUCUGACGACUUUGACCCUCCUAGCUUAGGUCAAAACGGGCGCGUCGUCCGUCUGCCUGUCGAUAUCGAGGAGCGUCUCUGCGGCUUCAUCCGGGAUUGCGGUUUGGCGUGGAGAUAAAAAGCAGCACGAUUUGGUUAAUGUCGCUCGUAUGCGAGUUGGAUCGCAAAAUGUCCGGCAAAAGGGAAAUGAUGGGAAAUGGUUGCGUGCGGCACAGCUGCGGUCAGCCUGAUAGCUCUUCAAACGCGUUUCGUUGACGCUAUUUUGUCCAAGUCGACUUGAGCGUGCCCGAUGACGAUGACGACCGUUAAGACCCACGUUUGCAGACUUGACCGGGACUAACCGACGAGGUGACACUUGAAGUAGCAACGUGACGACAGGCCGCCGUCUUUGCGGCCCAUUUCGUUGCUCUUCUCGCCGGGAAUUUAGCAUUUGCAGCAUUCCAGUGCCGAGGGCGAGUUCCGAGCAUCACGCGUCCGCUUUGACCCUCUCGAAAUUAGUCAGCCAGUGGAAAAAAGGGCUUCCCCGAGCCGCAGACCAACGGAAAGGGUCGAGGUUCCUUCGUUUCUUUCCCUCCCCAAAAAGAAAAGUCCAUUUCUCUGGAAUCGUGGCCGUUUUGCAGGCUCUCGUCACGCUACCGGCCAAGGACCACGCGGGGCUCCCAUUCCGAAGCAAACUUUGACGCGCAACGACGACUUUCCCACUGUGGGCCGAGCCAUUCGGUCGCCCCGGUGGCCACGCCGAGUACUACUAAACGCUAACAAGUGUAACUCGUGUCUUUUUCUUUCGCUUUCAAGACUGACAUCUUUUUAUGCUCCAUUCACAAAAGAACUUUAUCUCCUGCUUUCCCACCAUGCACUGGGCCCGAUGCUUUUCAUGGGAAAGGAAUUGAGUCCGCUUGCACCGCUUGAAGCGCUUUAGAGGCACUCACCCAUUUCACGCGCGCGGCGACACUUGCGCAGCGGGCGGGCGGAUCGGAAGCGCCGACUCUUCGCUGGAGCCGCGCCCCCCCCCCCCCCGGGUCGCGCUGUGAUUAGCGAUGAGUGUACAUCCGUGAUCAUAUCGCAACUCAAACACGAUGCUGGGAAAUAAAGAUUACGCGUGUUUUAA
Molecule: messenger RNA, 2568 nt
Organism: Syngnathoides biaculeatus (alligator pipefish)
Lineage: Eukaryota; Metazoa; Chordata; Actinopteri; Syngnathiformes; Syngnathidae
Exons: 5
Coding region: 87-824 (245 amino acids)
Source: RefSeq, a predicted model, not a curated record